Messenger RNA from Gracilinanus agilis (Agile Gracile Mouse Opossum), 943 nucleotides. It is a transcript of the gene ANG, whose product is annotated as angiogenin. The record is from RefSeq and is a predicted model, not a curated record. Gene Ontology annotation, molecular function: nucleic acid binding; RNA nuclease activity. Lineage: Eukaryota; Metazoa; Chordata; Mammalia; Didelphimorphia; Didelphidae. Bases 73 to 525 code for a protein of 150 amino acids. Gene Ontology annotation, biological process: angiogenesis; antibacterial humoral response; defense response to Gram-positive bacterium. The transcript has 2 exons.
GGAAACCACCGGAAUCCUUCUCCAGUAAGGGAAAUUAAUUGAUUUUUCCCUUGGCAGAAACGUCUGGGAGAGAUGGUGAUGUUUCUUAAGGGCAUGGGCCCUUUCUUGCUGCUCUUCAUCCUGGGGCUAUGGCUGGUUCCACCUUCUUUGACACAAGAAAAUGCCAGGGAGAAACACUUCUUGACUCAGCACUAUGACUCCAAACCAAAGGGCCGGGAUGACAAGUACUGUACAAAGAUCAUGAGACAGAGAGGUUUGACCCAGCCCUGCAAGGAAGUGAAUACCUUCAUCCAUGGUGAUUACCCCAGCAUCAAGGCUGUCUGUGGAGAUAAAGCUGGGAAUCCCUAUGAAGGGGGAAGGCUUAGGAUAAGCAAGUCACCAUUUCAGGUCACUACCUGUAAGCAUCGAGGAGGGUCUACAAAACCUCCCUGCAAGUACAGGGCCACUCCUGACCUUAGAUAUAUCAUCAUUGCCUGUGAGAAUGAUUUACCUGUCCACCUUGACCAGACCAUCAUUGCAAAAUAAUUUACAUAAGAAGUUUGGCAACCUGAGGCAUGGGUGUCCCAAGUGGUAUUUAGGUGGAUAAUAACGCUAUAUACUAUGAUUAUGUCCCUUAUACCAGCCUUCCCACCCCUUCUCUAAUUAGUUGUAUUUUUUCUUCAUGUACUUCUCUUUUCAUGCCCUCAACAUCUUAGACUUGGGAUACUGACAAGUUCCUUUGGCAAAGUUGCCAACACCUGAUCUAUAUGUACAUAGUAAGAUUGUUGGGUUUUGCUAGUUCUGCUUUCAUUACAAGGAGUUGGAACUCUAUGCCUCUUCCUUAAUGUAUACCCCUCAAUUCAGGAAUGGUUGUAACACUUAUUCUGAAUCUCUUAACAGAUUAAUUGAUCAUUUUCUUCUGUUUUGUCCUUUGGGCAUUUUCAAUAAAUAAAAUAUCAUUGAA